GGGAAAUGUGACGGUAAAUGGAAUUGUAAUUACUUUGCUCAGAGAAUACAUUUUCCCGAUAUUACUCGCAUACUGCAAACUAUAAAAGUAGCUAUAUUUUUCGAGAAAAGUCAGUCUCUGCAGUUCCGUCGAGUGCACCAGUUCAAAUAUAAACUAUAAAAUGGAAAGCCACUUCCAGAAAACACUUACUCUCUUUUGCGUAGUAAUUUUCCUUGUAUUCGGAGUAAUGUCUUCAACAGAUGCAGCGUACAGAAGGCCUCCUUUUAAUGGGUCCAUUUUUGGAAAAAGGACUGCUGGAAGUAACGAUUUCGAAAACGCAGGAAAGGCACUAUCAGCGAUGUGCGAAAUAGCAAGCGAAGCAUGUUCCUCCUGGUUUCCAACGCAGGAAAAAUAAAAUGCCGACAUAGCUAAUGACAUAUGGACUGAAAUGGAUACGAAUUCACUCACAACUAUCUAUAGUUAGUUUUAAAAACAUUUUUGUAAAAAUUGAAAAAUAAUAGUAGAAAUAAAUAAAAGAUGUCUAAGUAUAA
Molecule: messenger RNA, 530 nt
Organism: Diabrotica virgifera virgifera (western corn rootworm)
Lineage: Eukaryota; Metazoa; Arthropoda; Insecta; Coleoptera; Chrysomelidae
Gene: SIFa
Product: SIFamide-related peptide
Exons: 3
Coding region: 161-394 (77 amino acids)
Source: RefSeq, a predicted model, not a curated record